AUGGCGUCAUUCCGUCUAUCUUCAGACCUGGACCCGGUUCCACACCCUUCCUGCCGGUUCCGCUGGUUCUCACGCCAUCUGAUCUUGCUUACACUCGCACACCCUUCGGGUGAAUGGAAGGAAGAGGCCAAACGCCUGCAUGACUUCACCGUUGGACUCGAGUGUGUGCUGAUCAUUGUGGAAUUGCUUUCUCUGUUCACCCGUCUGGUCUUGGUGCUGGGCUAG
Messenger RNA from Aspergillus ochraceoroseus IBT 24754, 225 nucleotides. RefSeq lists its product as uncharacterized. The transcript is spliced from 2 exons. The coding region runs from base 1 to 225 and encodes 74 amino acids. The record is from RefSeq and is a predicted model, not a curated record. NCBI's taxonomy places the organism in Eukaryota, Fungi, Ascomycota, Eurotiomycetes, Eurotiales, Aspergillaceae.